AGAAGUGAAAACAAGACUGUCAGAGAGAGAGGUAGAAGGUGGAAGACGUGGAUAGCAAAGGAGUUGAAGAGAAUCUCAAUCUGUUCCUUUUAAAAUGGCGUUCAUUCCUCAAACAGCUGGGGUCCUUUUUAAAACUAUGAGGGUCCUGAUACCGGGUAGAAGGAGGGGGAGAAACAGCACAGAGGAUGAUUUUGAACUCUCCACUGUGUGCUAUCGGCCAGAGGGACUUGACAAGCUUCAGGAGCAAACCAAGUUCACCAAGAAAGAGCUGCAGGUCCUCUACCGGGGAUUCAAGAAUGAGUGUCCCAGCGGUGUUGUCAAUGAGGAGACCUUCAAGCUGAUUUAUUCCCAGUUCUUCCCCCAAGGAGGUGAGUGUCAGCUGCUCUUUUUCAUCCUUGUCUGUACUGAGUUUACAGCUCAUCCUCUCUUAAGGUAAGUACACGGAACAAAAAUAUAAAUGC
This is a messenger RNA of Polyodon spathula (Mississippi paddlefish), 461 nucleotides long. Its product is annotated as Kv channel-interacting protein 2-like. Lineage: Eukaryota; Metazoa; Chordata; Actinopteri; Acipenseriformes; Polyodontidae. The record is from RefSeq and is a predicted model, not a curated record. Gene Ontology annotation, cellular component: voltage-gated potassium channel complex. Gene Ontology annotation, biological process: regulation of potassium ion transmembrane transport. Gene Ontology annotation, molecular function: potassium channel regulator activity; calcium ion binding. The coding region runs from base 95 to 436 and encodes 113 amino acids. The transcript has 3 exons.